AUGUCUCCUGCUACGAAGAUUACAUUGCCUGUUGAUGAGGUAAUUUCUACAGAAUUUCAACCUGAAAAAUGUUUAACUUUAAAACUGGGUUACGCGUUAAAUGAUCUCUGGAGUUUAAGACUAUUUAAGAAAUCUCUUAACAACGGUAAACAUUUUAUUGUUUUAUCUAUUGAACGACAAAGAGAUGAACAGAGAGUACAGGUUAUUAUGAAACUGAGCUUUACUGAUCUUCAUUCCAAUAAAACUCUAUCUGCUCAAUGCUUCAAAAGGCUUCGAAGUAUUGAUAAAAGUAAAAGACUAAAUUUAAAUAAACCUAUUAAUCGAAUGCUUUAUAAGUCAGAAAAAUUUAGAGUCACUGGAAAAAUUUAUCUCCGUCUGAUUUCGAAACCAGUUUCUCUGGCUUCACCUCAAACGUUAAUUACGCUAUCUACUGAUUUCAGAAAAAUGUGCUGCAAUACUAUUUACUCAGAUGUUAACCUAAGAUGUGGUUCUGAAGUAUUUGCAGCUCAUAAAAUAGUACUUGCAAUGAGGUGUCCCAAGUUUAAUGAAAUAUUUAAGGAAAAUGUCAAUGAAGAAACUAUUGAUGUCAAAGACCUGACUCCUCACGUUUUAAAAGCAGUUUUAUUGUUUAUCUAUUCAGGUGUGCCAGAUCCAUUCACAUUUCAAUCUGCAUGUGAUCUUCUAAUUGCAGCUGAUAAGUACGGUUUGAUUGAGUUAAAAGUAUUGUGUGUUAACCAUAUAAGAUCUUCAUUUACUGUUAAGAAUGUCUUAGAUUAUUUUCUUAAGUAUGAAAUGGCAAAAACAUAUGCUUCAGAGUUUAUAGAAGAAAAUAUCUCAGAGAUUGAGAAAACUGAACAAUGGCAAAAUUUCAAAACAGAAUUUCCAGAUUUGGUGUCAGAAAUUUUGCAGGAUAGUUUUCAAAUGUUUGAUAUUGAAAAUGAUGAGCAGUUAAUUGAGGUGGGUCAAGUCACAAAAGUAUCAAGCUGUAAUGACCAAGCACCAGAUGAGAGUGUCCAGUCUUAG
Messenger RNA from Parasteatoda tepidariorum (common house spider), 1023 nucleotides. RefSeq names its product TD and POZ domain-containing protein 4. The record is from RefSeq and is a predicted model, not a curated record. Lineage: Eukaryota; Metazoa; Arthropoda; Arachnida; Araneae; Theridiidae.